This is a messenger RNA of Raphanus sativus (radish), 1108 nucleotides long. Its product is annotated as zinc finger protein CONSTANS-LIKE 1. Lineage: Eukaryota; Viridiplantae; Streptophyta; Magnoliopsida; Brassicales; Brassicaceae. The coding region runs from base 157 to 885 and encodes 242 amino acids. The record is from RefSeq and is a predicted model, not a curated record. The transcript is spliced from 2 exons. Gene Ontology annotation, molecular function: zinc ion binding.
UAGCCUGAAAAAAACGAAUUGAAUCACAAAAGAAACUCGCCACGAAAAUUAUCCUCUUCUCCUGCAACUUGCACUUUGCUUCAUAACCUUGUUUCUGUGUCCAAGAAGAAACCAACCAAAACAGAGAGAGACAAAAGUGAAAAUAAUAAUCUAAAAAUGGGAAAGAAGUGUGAUUUAUGCGAGGGUGUUGCAAGAAUGCACUGCGAGUCAGAUCAGGCGAGUCUCUGCUGGAACUGCGACGCUAGAGUUCACGGCGCUAACUUCCUCGUCGCUAAACACACUCGUUGCCUUCUCUGCAGCGCCUGCCAGUCACCCACCCCGUGGAAGGCCACCGGUCUCCGUCUCGGCCCUACCUUCUCCAUCUGCGACUCAUGCGUCGCUCUUAAAUCCGCCGGUGGAGCAGGUGUCAGCACCGAUCAAAGUCAGGAGGUCAGUGAGGUUCGUCGGCUCAGGAGCCGGGAUGAUAGCGCCGAGUCUUACGACGAUGGUGAGGACGAAGAUGAAGAUGAGGAGUACAGUGAUGAAGACGAAGAGGAGGAUGAUGAUGUUGACGACGAUGAGGAAGCGGAGAAUCAAGUGGUGCCGUGGUCUGCGGCUGCGGCUGCGGCGGCUCAACUUCCUCCGGUGAUGAGUUCGUCGUCUUCUGACGGCGGAGGUGGAGAUCUUGCGACGAAGAGGACGAGGAGGGACUACUCCGAUGAGGAGAUCGGAUGUUCAUCAUCAGCUCAAGAGUCAAACUUUUCGCCGCCGUUGAAACGACAAUCAAGAGAUGACGUCGCGUUCAAAGGAGAGAGAGUGUCGAACGGCGCCGUUGAUUCAUCUCCUUCAUCGUCGUCUUCUCUCAUCUUUGCCAUCUCCAAAACCAGGGGAGAUCUCAGCCGUUGAUUCUCCAUCUUUUUAUUUUAGUAAAUCACCACCGUCCAUUUCGUAAAUUCUAACCGUACUUGUUCAACUGAGGAAGUUGUUGUCUUGUUUGUCGUACAAAAUCAAUUUUAAACAUUUGUAUUUUGAUCUAUUAAUGCUAUUUUAUUGUUGAUAUUUUUUUGUCUUUGUAACUAAUUUGGAUUUUGUAUGCUUAUUAGAUUUGAAUUUUAUAUUUUGAUUAUAA